GGCGUACAAAGCAACUCACCAGGCGCAUGCGUGACAGAGUCGGCCACCUACAGGGUCCCUACCAUCGGACGGUCUCCCGCAUCUCGAGGGUUUCGGCUUCCUGACGGCUUUCAGCCAAUCAGCGGAGCGGAACGGAACGAAACGGGAGGAAACGGAACGUGAACUUUGUCCUGAGAAAGACGGAGAAACAUUUCCUGAAAAUGGAAAAAGACGCAUCUGUGGAAGCUCUAAAAUCUGCCCAAGAGACCAUCAUCAAAGAAGAGACCAUUACUCAAAGAAAAUGGGUGAAGCUGGACCAAACCACUUACGUUGACCCAACUGGUCAAACAAGAAUAUGGGAAUCGGUAAAACGUACUACCAGGAAAGAAGGGGGUUCUGCCGAUGGUGUGGCUGUUAUUCCGGUGCUGCAGCGAACUCUCCACUACGAUUGCAUGGUCCUGGUGAAACAGUUUAGGCCUCCCUUGGGAGCCUAUUGCUUGGAAUUCCCGGCAGGUCUGAUUGACAGCAAUGAAACUCCCGAGACGGCUGCCUUACGCGAACUGGAAGAAGAAACGGGUUACAAAGGGGACAUCCUGGAAUGUUCUCCAGCUUUGUGCUUAGAUCCCGGGCUGACAAACUGCGCGUCACACAUUGCGACCGUCACCAUCAACGGAGACCUCCCUGUCAAUCUGAAGCCGAAACAAAAACCCGAGGAAGGAGGUACGUUAACCUGGCUCCGUUCCUUUUUGGCUGGGAACCGAGACGAAUAUUCUCAAUUUCCUUCGGCGUUCCAGUGUCGGAGUUUGUGGAAGUCGUUACGCUACCGAAGAACGAUUUAAUGCAGAGAAUUGAAGAACUGGUGGCCGAGGAACACUUGAUCGUGGAUGCCAAGCUGUACGCUUACGCGCUGGCCCUGAGGCACGCCACGGACCAGCCCUUCCAGGUGCCCUUCAUGAAGUUCUAGAACGCCACGUUCUAGGAUGCCCAAGGCCGAGAAUUUUGCUCCGAGCUGUUUCCCACAUCAACAUUUUUACUUUUAAUUCAAGUUCACUGGAAUCGUCGGUGGAAAAAUAAAAAUAAGUCUUUUUACCAUC
Molecule: messenger RNA, 1073 nt
Organism: Ahaetulla prasina
Lineage: Eukaryota; Metazoa; Chordata; Lepidosauria; Squamata; Colubridae
Gene: NUDT5
Product: nudix hydrolase 5
Exons: 10
Coding region: 201-818 (205 amino acids)
Biological process (GO): nucleoside phosphate metabolic process; ribose phosphate metabolic process
Cellular component (GO): nucleus
Molecular function (GO): ADP-ribose diphosphatase activity
Source: RefSeq, a predicted model, not a curated record